Molecule: messenger RNA, 1482 nt
Organism: Ipomoea nil (Japanese morning glory)
Lineage: Eukaryota; Viridiplantae; Streptophyta; Magnoliopsida; Solanales; Convolvulaceae
Product: putative late blight resistance protein homolog R1B-8
Exons: 1
Coding region: 1-1482 (493 amino acids)
Biological process (GO): protein folding
Molecular function (GO): alpha-tubulin binding
Source: RefSeq, a predicted model, not a curated record
AUGUGGAAGAAUGUUACAGAAAAUGCAACUAGAUUGGUAAUUGGUGAUCCUAAUGAGGUCUGUUCAAGAAUCCUAUCAUUAAGUUACAACCAAUUACCACACCACUUGAAAGCUUGUUUUCUAUAUUUUGGAGUUUUUCUGGAAGAUUAUGAAAUCCCAGUGAAGAAGUUGGUUAAGCUGUGGGCAGCAGAAGGAUUUUUGGGGGCAGUUAAGCAUCAAAAUAUGGAAGAAGUGGGUAUGGAAUGCUUGAAAGAUCUUGUUGAUAGAAGUCUUGUUAUAGUUAGCAGACAUAGUUAUAAUGGCAAAAUGAAGACAAUAAGGAUACAUGAUCUUUUGCAAGACUUGUGUUUGAGAGAAGCUCAGCAUGAGAAUCUAUUGAAUGUCAUUGCAAAUGAUUACCAUGAUGUUGUUGGACUUGAAAUACUUCCAUUUUUCAAGAGGAAAUCACAACAUUCAUUUUCAAAACCUUGCCGCUGGACAAGUAUUAGACCAAGAUGUUUCACUGUGGAUUGCUUUGACAAAUUCCAUUCCUUGCAUUGUGUUAACUUUUUUAGUGCUGGUGUAUUUUCACACUUCAAACUACUAAGAAUAGUGGAUAUGGAGCUUACAUUGCCGGUUUAUGGAGAUAUUGUACUAAAUCUUGUUCAUUUGAGAUACUUAGCGUUAUCCAUGAGGAGAAAUUUUGGCUCUCUUAAACUAAAGCUCUUUGAGCUUCCGAGUUUGCAAAGCUUAAUUGUUCGGGGAUUUGGCAACUUGGAUUCCUCUCAUGCAAUUGAAAUUUGGACAAUGCCACAAUUAAGAAAUUUUUAUGCAGACCAAAUUUGUUCAUUAGAAACUUCGGAGGGAGUUCAUAAAAAGUUAGAGACUAUAUCUUGGUUGGGUCAGGCGUGUUGUACAAAGGAUCUGCUUACAAGGAUCCCGAAUUUAAAAAAGUUGGGGAUUGACGGUAGAUUCUCUUCUGCAAAUCCAGAUUGUUUAAAUAAUUUUGUUGACUUGGGGCAGCUUGAGAAACUAAGCAUAAGAGAUUGGCAUCUCAAACGUAUCCCGUGUAGUAGCUUCCUAUGGGCAACUAGUUUUCUACCAAAGCUUAAGAAGCUCAGCUUCAUCAGGACUAGUUUGCCAUGGAGUGAUGUGAGACUUAUUGGUAUGUUGCCGAACCUAGAGGUUCUAAAAUUGAUACAUGCUUUGAUAGGGCAAGAGUGGGAGCCAUGUGAGGGUCGGUUUCGUCAAUUGAAAAGGUUGGUAAUUAGAAACACACAUCUCAAAUAUUGGGAUGUUACGGGUGACCAUCUCCCCGUGCUCGAAUGUUUAGAGAUAAGCGAAUGCUAUUCGUUGGAAGAAAUCCCUAGUGGUUUUGCUGAUAUCACCACACUAGCAUUGAUUCGAUUAAGCAAAUGUAGUAAUUCCCUUGUGACUUCUGCAAAGUUGAUUCAAGAAGAGCAAAACAACUAUGGAAAUGAUGUUCUCCUUGUUCAUUACUAA